Agrilus planipennis (emerald ash borer) is the source of this 997-nucleotide messenger RNA. It is a transcript of the gene IKKepsilon, whose product is annotated as inhibitor of nuclear factor kappa-B kinase subunit epsilon. The record is from RefSeq and is a predicted model, not a curated record. The transcript has a single exon. Lineage: Eukaryota; Metazoa; Arthropoda; Insecta; Coleoptera; Buprestidae. Gene Ontology annotation, cellular component: cytoplasm. Gene Ontology annotation, molecular function: ATP binding; protein serine/threonine kinase activity. The coding region runs from base 239 to 997 and encodes 252 amino acids. Gene Ontology annotation, biological process: peptidyl-serine phosphorylation.
UACAGCUGUGCAACAGCUGUUACAUUUUUAGGUUAUCAUAUUGUCAAAAUGACAUUAAUUGUUUAUAAAUAAGUUUAGGAAUACCCGAAAAUUAAAAAAGUGGUCUUUUUUAGUUAAUAUAAUAAAAAUGUAGUGACAAACAAUGUUUUGUAUGUAAGGUCGACAGUGAUACAUAUUUGAUGUCCGUAAAAAUUAACAACUGUAUGGAAUAAUUGUAUUAAGCGUGAGUUUUGCGAAUAUGUCUUUCCUAAGAGGUUCAGCUAAUUAUGUUUGGUGUACAACAAGUGUGUUGGGCAAAGGUGCAACAGGGGCUGUUUAUCAGGGUGUCAAUAAAUCGAAUGGAGAGCCUGUAGCAGUAAAAACCUUUAACCAAGUUAGUCAUAUGAGACCACAGAAUGUACAAAUGAGAGAAUUCGAAGUACUUAAGAAAGUUAAACAUGAGAAUAUUGUUAAACUGCUGGCAAUUGAAGAAGAGCAAGAGGGAAGAGGCAAGGUGAUUGUGAUGGAGUUGUGCACAGGUGGUAGUUUGUUCAAUAUCUUAGAUGAUCCAGAGAACACUUUUGGGUUGGAAGAAAAAGAAUUCCUGUUGGUUUUGGAGCAUUUAACUGCAGGUAUGAAGCACUUACGAGAUAACAAUUUAGUACACAGAGAUCUAAAGCCUGGAAAUAUAAUGAAAUUUAUAAAUGAUGAUGGAACUACUGUGUAUAAACUAACAGAUUUUGGUGCUGCUAGAGAACUUGAAGAAGGUCAGCAAUUUUAUUCUCUAUAUGGCACAGAAGAAUAUUUACAUCCUGAUAUGUAUGAACGUGCUGUACUACGUAAACCAGCUGCUAAAACAUUUGCUGCAACUGUUGACCUUUGGUCAAUUGGUGUGACUUUAUAUCACGUUGCCACUGGUAAUGUACCAUUUCGACCUUAUGGUGGUCGACGUAAUAAAGAAAUUAUAUAUCAUAAAAAGUUUUUGAUGAAGGAACCAACUUAUUGUCUAGAAAAGUAG